Molecule: messenger RNA, 1662 nt
Organism: Coniophora puteana RWD-64-598 SS2
Lineage: Eukaryota; Fungi; Basidiomycota; Agaricomycetes; Boletales; Coniophoraceae
Exons: 3
Coding region: 102-1589 (495 amino acids)
Source: RefSeq, a predicted model, not a curated record
CUCUUCGCUUCUCCUAACCUCUAUUAUCGUACAACACAUUCGACGCUCGCACUCUCCAGCAUCAUAUCAGCCUACUUAUAGUUGGAAGCACAACAGGGAAGAUGGUACAAAUGAAACGAGAGAACCCCGCAGUCGACGACUCGACAGCAGGUUGGGAGGACAUAUCUGAAGGCGAACUCAACCAAAGCAGGCUAUCCCAGUCCAGGACAAGCAGCUCAUCGACAGCAAGCCCUCGCACGCGCCGGAGACGGCGCACUGCAGGGACCAAAGCUGCCAUCCAUGCCAGUGAGAAGGAGUCGUCACGGCGUCUACGCUCUGCAACCCCAAGCCCUUCCUAUGUCGCAGCAUCCCCACCUGCACCAGCAUCACCCGUUAAGCCCUCUCUGCCACGGUCACGCACGCUUGACAUCAGUCGCGAGGACGUUGUAGACAGCCUUGGCAGCGGCGCUUAUCAUACAUUCCACUAUGUUCACGACAUCGUCGCCCCCGCCAUCCGCGCAUUCCGGAAACCGCUCUCCCUGUUCCUGUUCCUGUGGAUGCUCGCGUGGGCUGUGACGCGCAUGUCGGCCACGAUCCGCACUGCGCUCUCGCCGCUGUGCAUCCUACCCGGGAUAUCAUCCAGCUCGCUGUGCGCGCCGUUUCCACCGCAAGCCUACAACGGGAGGGGGAGAAAGCCGGGCGACAAUAAUUCGAAGCCGCAGCGCGUUGACUUCCCCGAGCUCAUGCGGAUGCAAGAGGGCACGUUCGAGCAUCUCAUGGACAACGCCGUAGGCGGCGCGGGGCUCUCGCUCGAGGUGCGCAAGGCGGAGCUCGCGACGGGCGACUUGACGAUCCUCGUGCGCAACAGCGAGCUCAAGGGCCGGGAUGUGCUCGGAGAUCUCCUUGAGACUUUCGUAAAGGACGCGAAGAAGACGGCGAAGGGGCUGACGAGGCUGGGGUCUAAAGUCGGAGGCGCGGUCGACCAAGUAAUGGCUGUAAACGGCUACACGAUGCGCACAAUCCAGGAAGCCCACGCCAACACGCCAUCGCCGUAUUCCAUCCGCGCGCUCAUGCCCUCGUUUGGGCGCGCACCGCCGCGCGAGAAGGUGCUCGCGGCCUUCACAGACGCGAUGGACACCCUCGCGGACGCCAUCACGCGGCUCAUCGUCGAGGCCGAGGUCUCGCUCGCGGACCUCUCCGCGCUCGAAGAAGACCUCAGCGCGAUCCACGCCGUCGUCGUGCGCGAGAACGGCUCCGUGACGCGCUCGAAGGACGAGCUGCUCGCGCAGCUGUGGACGAUGCUCGGCGCGAACCGCCGCGAGAUCCGGUCGCACGACGACCGGCUCGCGCUGUUGCAGGGCUUGGGGGAUUAUAGGCGGAGGGCGCUGGCGCAUGUUGUGGCGGCGCUGCAGACGCUGCAGGGGAUGAGCGAGGAUAUGGAGGAUUUGAGGGAGAGGGUGGCGGCUCCGGAGAUUGUUGGGGGGAGGAUACCGCUCGAGGUGCAUAUGGAGAGCAUCCAGAGUGGGUUGGAGCGGCUGAAGGAGGGGCGAGUGAAGGCUAAGGAGAGGGAGGAUGAGGCGAUACGGAGGGUUCUUGCGAUAGAUGAGUAGCCGGCUGAUGACAUACAUCGGUGCUUGAUUGUUUGGCCGUUAUUUAUGCAAUUCACUGGGUCGUAUCAUUCCC